AUGGCUUCUACUUGGACUUGCAGAGCCUGUCGCUCGGCCUGGCGCUCGUCAAGACUGUCGAAGACCAAUCCCAUCCUUCGACGCUCGCUUUCCACCAACUCCAAAUUCUUCAAGGUCUCAGAAGAAAUUCUACAAGCCAUCGCCGAGAAACGACCAGUCGUAGCUCUUGAAACAACGAUAUACACCCAUGGAUUCCCUUACCCGGAUAAUGUUGCUCUAUCAACGAAACUAGAGUCGUUAGUCCGAGAGAAUGGAGGUGUUCCUGCGACGAUAGGCAUUCUCGAUGGCGUAGCUAGGGUUGGUCUUGAUUCAAAAGAGCUUGAUCAGCUCGUCUCAUCACCCGGCUCCCCUAAUGUCUGGAAACUGUCUCGAAGGGAUCUUGGCUUCGUACUGGGAAUGAAGGACGCAGAAGGCAAACCACUCAAUGGCGGGACCACGAUCUCUGGAACGUCCGUAUUGGCACACAUGGCUGGCAUCAAGAUCUUUGCUACGGGAGGUCUGGGAGGUGUUCAUCGAGGCGCUGAAUUGACAAUGGACGUUUCGGCAGAUCUGACGGAGUUGGGAAGGACUCCUAUCACUGUCAUAAGCUCAGGGUGCAAAUCUUUCUUGGACAUCCCGAAAACUCUUGAGUAUCUGGAGACACAAGGCGUAGCGGUUGCUACUUUUGCGGCCGGUAGAACGGGGUCUGUUGACUUUCCCGCUUUCUAUGCCAGAGACAGUGGCGUCAAGAGCCCCGUAGUGCUUCGAGAUGAGAUUGAGGCCGCGAGAGUUAUCUUUGCGCAGAAUUCGCUCGGCCUGCAGUCUGGCCUGCAUUUCGCCAACCCGAUUCCUGAUAAAUUCAGUGUGCCCUUCCAAGAAAUGGAGAAGGCGAUUGCCGAGGCCUUGGAAGCUGCCAGUGCUGCUGGGUCGAAGGGCGCUGCGAUUACCCCUUUCAUUCUGGAUAAGAUCAAAGAGGUUACGGGAAGUAGGAGCGUGGAAGCCAACCGAGCUUUGGUUGAAGCCAACGUCAUACGCGGCACCAAGGUGGCAGUCGAGUUGAGAAAGCUUGAGCAAGAAGGUAGCGCGGGCGACUCACACAGUGUCAUGACCGGACCCGCUGCAGCAAGCUUCACCAACGAGGGCGUGCCAAAGAGUUUCGCCGCGGCCGCACAGCAACUGGAAUCGGAACCCAGAAGAGACGGUGCGGCAGAUCAAGUCCCACUGUCAGAAACGAGAGCUGACGUUUUUGUCGCCGGUAGCUUAGCGGUCGACCUCGCCUGCGACUUCAGCCCACGACCAGGCUCACGUUCGCAAUCACCGGAGCUGCAGACCUCGAAUCCUGCUCGCAUAGCUCAGUCAUUGGGUGGUGUGGGACAUAAUGUCGCUCGGGCUGCACAUCUAAUGGGAGCCAAUGUGCGUCUUUGUAGUGCUGUUGGCGACGAUCUCACUGGCAAGGCUGCGUUGGAAGCUCUGUCGGCAGCAGAUAUGUCUACAGUAGGCGUCAAGACACUCUCAAAAGAUAGUGGUAGCCGCACAGCUCAGUACAUCGCCGUCAACGAUAAGAACAAAGACCUUGUGCUUGCCAUGGCCGAUAUGAGCAUUCUCGAAACACCAUCGUCCCUAUCCAACGCCCUCGCAAACACAUUCGACGACUUCUGGCUCCCUCAACUCCACGCUUGCAAGCCCUCUCACCUCGCCAUCGAUGGCAACUGGUCUCCUGGGUAUCUCGCCCGCUGGCUCCAAGCUGGCAAAGACAUCAACGCCCACAUCACCUUCGAACCCGUCUCCAACGCAAAAUCCAUCGGCAUCUUCAACCUGCCCCACCCAAACACCCUCUCCGUCUUCCCUUCCCCAUCUCUCCACCUCGCCACGCCCAACAUCCACGAACUGUCCGCAAUGUACACCGCGGCUCGCGAGAACCAAUUCUUCGACCGCGAAGACUGGUGGACCGUCAUCGACGCUUUGGGGAUUCCACAAGGCGGUGCGAGGGUACAACUCGCACUCGCUACGACACCAAAACUUGUCGAUCAGGGCGUUCCGCAGCAGACGAUUCAGCUGUUGCCUUUCAUUCCCACUAUUGUCACGAAAUUGGGCAAGCAAGGCGUUCUCCUCACUCAAAUCCUCUCUGCCAACGAUCCUCGCUUGAGCAGCGGCGAGUACGCACCAUAUAUCCUCUCACGGUGCGCGAACGAGACGGAGUCGACGCUAGGUGUUGGAGGGGUGUAUAUGCGUCUUUUCCCAGCGGUUGAGGAAGUCGACGAGGCAGAUAUUGUUAGUGUGAAUGGGGUGGGGGAUACAUUUGUGGGGACGCUCAUUGCUGGGUUAGCGAGGGAGGGGAACGGAGAGGGAAGGGUGGAAGAGUUUGUGGAUUUGGCGCAGAGGGCGGCGGUGCUGACAUUGAAGAGUGCGGAGGCGGUCAGUCCUGGGUUGGGGACUUUGGGGUUUUUGUUGUGA
Zasmidium cellare ATCC 36951 is the source of this 2433-nucleotide messenger RNA. RefSeq lists its product as uncharacterized. Bases 1 to 2433 code for a protein of 810 amino acids. The transcript is spliced from 2 exons. Gene Ontology annotation, molecular function: pseudouridylate synthase activity. The record is from RefSeq and is a predicted model, not a curated record. NCBI's taxonomy places the organism in Eukaryota, Fungi, Ascomycota, Dothideomycetes, Mycosphaerellales, Mycosphaerellaceae.